CAAACCGAUAACGAUAUGGAUAACGGCUAUCAUGCGGCCGCCUCCGGAGUAGCCAUACAUGAGGACGUAUCUGAGGAGGGUUCUAUAAACUAUGAUAAGAUAAAGAAGUUCAUAACUGAUGAGAAAGCAGCACAUAAGUAUGACCCCGCGGUUGUCGGGCAUCAUUGUUUCGCCAACAAGAUUUGGAUUGCGUACGACGAUACUCAGAGUGUGACGGCCAAAGUGACAUACGCUAAGCAGAACUGUCUGCUUGGUUACUUUGCCUGGAACGUUGGAGCUGACGUUAACACUCUUCUAUCCACCGCAGCAUGGAAAGCAUGGUCUGGUUAAUUGACAACCAUAUCGGAUCCGAGGAGUUCCCACAACGAUAAGUGAAUGAAGAUAUAAAUAAAUAAAAGACGACUGAAGAAUAAAACAUGUUUGCUUUAUGUUAUUGUAAGAUAAAAUAAAAUAAAACUCGUCUGUAUGCUUGUAUCUUGUUUUCUGUAUCUAAAAAUAAAAAAA
Molecule: messenger RNA, 504 nt
Organism: Camelina sativa (false flax)
Lineage: Eukaryota; Viridiplantae; Streptophyta; Magnoliopsida; Brassicales; Brassicaceae
Product: class V chitinase-like
Biological process (GO): carbohydrate metabolic process; chitin catabolic process
Cellular component (GO): extracellular region
Molecular function (GO): chitin binding; chitinase activity
Source: RefSeq, a predicted model, not a curated record